Xyrichtys novacula (pearly razorfish) is the source of this 2062-nucleotide messenger RNA. The record is from the annotation of a GenBank genome assembly. NCBI's taxonomy places the organism in Eukaryota, Metazoa, Chordata, Actinopteri, Labriformes, Labridae.
AUGAAUCCUAACUGCCAAAAGAGACUUCAAUCAGAGGAACGCCAGAUACAGAAUCAGAGUGACUCCUCCGAGCCGAUGAUUAACGGCGCGCUCAGAGUUUACUCUUCUGUCACGGUGUCUGUUCUGGAGCUAAAAAAAGGUCAGCCAGGAGUGAGAGGUGAAGCUGAGGCCGAGCGGGUAAGAAGAGGAGCUGUCAGUCACGUUAAAGAGGCCCAGAGCAGGUAAGAAGUUUAUUUUUAUUCUGUGGCACAAUUAUCCUCACAGACUGAUAGUAGAAGAAGAAAAACGCUUAACCUUCAAAUAACCAGCGACAAUAUAAUGUGUAAUGUGUAUGUGGACAAUACAAUCAGAGAUUCAGUUAGAAGUAGAUCUAAUGUUUGUCAUGUUGGAUUAAAGCCUCUGCUAAAUAAAAUCAUAAAUCAGAUAAAUAAAUAAUUUUAAGCUUAUAUCCUCCCUGUCACUAGGGGGCGUGUGUUUAGCUGACUACAAAGAUCAUCUGAUACUAACAGCAAAAACUAAUCAAACAUCCUAACUUGUGAUUAAGACGUCAUACCAUCGCCCACCACUAGCAGGAGCUGUAGCUACUAAUGACAUAAAGCUUUAAUACUGGACGACCUGGACAUGAACAGACACAGUAUUCAGGGCUAGAAAAUUGCUCAACAUGAAUAUAAUCACCAAACCAGAGUAAUGUGUAAAUGGGCACCAGUGUAGGUACCAGAUGUGUUCGGGCUGCCGGAUCGGCUCGGGGCCCGGCGCCUAUUCAUGACGAUUGGCUGGAAGUUGGUUUUGAUGAUGUAGAAGAUUGUGGUUGGUCUGGACAUUACGUAAGCAGUUUCUCAUGUGAAGAAAGCGAUCACUAGUUAGGCUAUAAAAAGAGGACUUACAACAGCUGGACUACCGCCUCGUUUAGGUCGCCAAAGGAAACGUGAAAUAAAAGCAAAACUAUCUCUUUAUAAACGGAGAGCCUGCGUAUAUUUUUUUGUCUUUUUUCCUUUAGAAAAUUUAACAGAAACAAUUAAAGACAUCUAAAAAUUACAGUACAGUAAGUUGUAAUUCUCUGUAUUAAAUGGAGAGAAAAUUUCGAGGUCAAUUGAAUGAACAAACGGGAAAAAAGAAAACCGCGAGGGGCUUCAAACUGAUCACAGUUUGUCCGUAGUGUGACAUCUUCAACAGGCACUGAACCCUGAGCCGAUCUCGCUGUCCGAACACAUCUGGUGCCUUUAGUCCGUCGGAACCAGAUCUAACAGUCCGAACACAUCUGGUACCGACAGACUAAAGGCGGGUGGUGCUAGCUCUGCUAAUGGUAGCUGCACUGCAAGAGAUUGGUCCCAAAGGAGCAUCGCUGUGCCAGCUCUGAUUUCAAAGGUAGGAGGAGCCUCAAACAUCAGACUCAGGACUGGGUGGUUCAUUGAGGCACUUUAAUACCCCUAAUGAGACCUGUUAUGUUUCUGAAUGUGAGACAACAGUGACAAUAAUAGAGACAAUAAACUUGGAAAAGCCUGUGAGCUGGUUCAGGCAGACGAGACUCUUCUACUGCAGAGCCAUGCUGUUGUAAUUAGUGCAGAUUGUGGUUUGACUGAAACAUGCGAGGUCUGCUCUGAAAAAAGCAUCAUCUGCUGAUUUAUUAAUGACUUUGCUUUGAUUUCCAGAUUUCACAGUUUAACUUUGCCGUUCAUCAUCCUCCUCCCACAUUAGUGCUGCUCUCACACCUUAAUCCUCCAGCAUCAACCUGCAGGCUCUGACUACAGGAGGUUAAAAUUUAUCUGAUCUCUCCUCAGCUGCUGCUGCAUGUGAAGUUAAUCUGUGAGGUGAUGGAGUUUAGAGCCUCGGUGCCAAACACAAACAAUCUUGGGUCGGGGUAAAGUUUCCCUGUGACCUCAGAUGGCCGGAUUUGAGUGAUUUCUUAGGGACCGUAACGAUACAGCGCUGAAAUAGAAAAAGCUUCGAUUAAAAAAAAGAGAGGGAUGCAUUUUUGCUGAGUAAGACAUGUUCCUUCUUUACACUAUUUAUCAUCGGUCCCCUCAGGUUUACCUCGGACCUCUUUAACGGCCUCAACUCAGAG